AUGGUCGUGGGCAACAUGCUGAUCGUCGCGGUGUUCGGGGGCCUGCACUACGCGGCGACCGUUGCGUACCGUCGUUGCCGUGGCGUGGACGCGGCAGACGCGUGGGCGGCGCUGCGCUUCCCGAGCCUGACGUACCUCGUGGCGUGCGCCAUGCACCCCGGCAUCUGCGCCUGCUCCGUCCUCCUGCUGGCGACGCCCGGCGCCGAGCCGCAGCACUACGUGGUCGGGGUCGUCGGCGCCCUCUACGGCGUGGCGUUCCCGGCCGGCGUCUGCCUCUUCCUCACGCGCCGCGGCCAGGCGGAGUUUAUGGAGUACACGGCGUUUGCAACGCGGCCGCUGCCCGUGCGGUGGCUGUACCCCGUCGGCUACUGGGGCCCGCCGGCGCAGCUGCGGAUGUGCGGCGGCGCCUUGGCGCAGGUGAGGGGCGGAGGAGCGUACCGGUGCGUCUUUGAGCUGUCGGUGUUGUGCCUCGUCGGCGUGCUCGCGGCGCUGCAGCCGCCGCUGGAGAGGUGCUCUCUCCUGUACUUCUGCAUGGCGGCGGUGCUGUUCCUUGCGGCCGCCGUGACGCUCUGCGUCAACAUGAUGCGCUCCCUCUUCCAGACGGUGAUGCACACCGCCGGACUUGCGCUGCUCGGCACUCUCUGCCUCUUCAACGCGGCGGCGUAUCGGGCGCCGGGCGACGGUUGGGUGCGGGCUUACGCGGCAAUCGCGCUGCUGCUGCUGUGCGUGCUGCUUGCGGUCACGGUGUACAACCUGGUGCUCUGGUACGUGGAGAGCCGCAACUGGCGGCACCUGCGCGAGCAGCGAAAAGCCCCGGUCCCCUGCCCCCCAUACAACUCUGACGCGGAGAAGGAGAAAGACGUCGACGGCGACGUUGGCUCGAAUGAGCCGGCCGUGUGA
Messenger RNA from Trypanosoma conorhini, 900 nucleotides. Its product is annotated as putative dispersed gene family protein 1 (DGF-1). The record is from RefSeq and is a predicted model, not a curated record. The coding region runs from base 1 to 900 and encodes 299 amino acids. Lineage: Eukaryota; Euglenozoa; Kinetoplastea; Trypanosomatida; Trypanosomatidae. The transcript has a single exon.